AGACCUGUUGCGACUCGUGCCCGUUUUGUUAUUCCCACUGUCCUUAAUAAAGAGCUUUCUGCAGCCUUAUCCCACAAAAUAUUUCACUUUGAGAUAUUUUGUAUGCAAAAAUGUAAAGAAAGUACUUUUUCCAUAUAUGUUUACUGUAAAGACAGUUUUGUUAAUGCGCAUGGUGUUACGUGUUAUCUUGCGCUCUAAACAAGUGCAGUCUGACCUUGUUUUUUGGAGAUGAGCUCCAUACUUGUUCCCUCCAAUCAGCCCUUCUCGCGCACACCCACUUCAGGGAUUGUGUUUCUUUCGUUUUCAUUUCCCGGAAGGGUCGAAUGCGAAAAUAGGGGAGUUUUAUUUCUCCCAAAGUUACAUUUAAAGUUCGUCAUUUAAAAUGUUGUUCGAUGAGGUUUGACUUAGAUUUUCUGUCAUUCAGGCUGUUGGAUUAACCGUAUGUCGGUUUACGAGGAAAUUACUUGUUUUUUUCGCGUGGUCGAACAAAUAAACGACAUUUCAAUGGACAACGCUUCCCCGUCACCUUUAGUAAAGGUAAGUGUAAGAGUUAAGAGCAAACCUUUAAGAUAAUCGAAAGUAAGCAAGGAUCACAAAUGCAUCAUUGAAGGAUAUUCUUACAUUUUCAGAUUUGAAUAUUGGCUGCUGAUGUUUUUAAAUAUCAAGAUCAUUUUUGUGUGUGUGUACUCUUCCCCCAAAUGUUUGUACUUAUGGAUGUUUUGCAGCAAGAAAACAGAGCAAACAGUCCUGCAACUGUAGUGCAUGUUGGGCAAGUCAACAUGCCACCUACUGUUCAUCACUCUCCACAGAACCAGCUUCCUUUGGCCAGCCCUCCCUCACAGGAGGACCUCUGGCAUCUUCCUGGACAGCUGCGUGAGUUUUAGGAAACCUGAGUAAUACCCCUCUAGUGACAAGAUACAGCCAUGUCACUACAACAAAGUAUAAGUAUUUGUAUAUAUAUUUUUUUAAUGCACUGCAUCUGUGUUUGUAGGUAUAAACCCAUCUCUGUGGGAUAAGGAGGAUGUGUCUCACUGGCUCCACUGGGCUCAGAAGGAGUACUCUCUACGCCGACCCGAAAAGGGACACUUUGAGAUGAAUGGUCGGGCUCUCUGUCUGCUUACCAAGGAAGACUUCAGACGCCGCUGUCCCAGCUCAGGUAGAAACUUGUGUGCAUGCAGAAAGACAGUAUGGUUCUGUUCUAGCGUUUUCAUAUAUUCUCUACCCUUUAUCUUCACAGGUGAUGUUUUGUAUGAGAUCUUACAGUGUAUAAAACAGCAAAGGAAGAAUGUGAUUUGUGGUGCUCCCAAUGUACCGCCCUCACUGGCAGCUGGACACAUCCAGAGCCCGGUCAGCUGCCAAAUGGCCCAUCAGUGUGUACAAGAGCCCCAGCCUCCCACAGCCAAUGACACACCAGGUCAGUAGCAGCUAUAGUGCCUUGUUAAAUAAACAGUAUAUACAAUCAGUGAGGCAGUUUUAUGUUGGGUAUGUUCCCCCAGGCAGUUUAGAAAUGUUUGAACAAAGUGCAGAUACAGUAACUUAUAAAUAGGAAAACGCUGACCCCAUAUAAGAGUGUGCUGAGUCAACUGUUUACCAAAUCAGACUUGUUUUUCCUGGCUAGAUUUGGUGCAGAUAUUUCCUGAGGAGCAAGGUGUACAUGUACAAACACAUCUUGCAAGAGGUCCUGCUCUUAGUAGAUGCUUUAUCCAUCGGCUGCUUUUUCUAAACUCUUGAGUUUAACUGUGUCCAGUGCAUGUCUGUCUCCCAACAGUUAAAACAAUGUGAAAUUUACUUUGUUCUUUUCUUUACUUGUAAGGACCAGGGAACAAGGAAGCUUUUAUACUAUCAGGAAAAUUAAGAAAAUAGUUUCAAAUCCAAAGUCCAGUCUUUCCCUCAGAGCAAUUCUCUGUUUAAUUACUUUUUUUUUUUUCGUGUGAGGGCAUUUCACUUGAGAUCAUAGGUUUAGAAACACACACUCCUGCUCAUGCACACCAUAAAAAAGGUGCUUUCCAUUGUAGAAAGUAGGAUGUGAGCCAGUGGGUGUGUCAAGGUUAUCUUGAAUCCAGCGAUUUCACAACUCCAGAGUCCAAAACAAUUCACUUUGGUCAACAAACUGUCCACGAGCAAAGCAGUGCCAUGCCCUCUUUAUUUUAUGCCUUGCAUUUGUCCUUUGUCCUUAGACUUAUCAAAUUCAUAUGUUCAAGCAGCUUCAAAAUAACUUUUACUUUCAGUUUAGUUUUUUUUUUACAGUUCCUCAUAUCUACGUCUCACAGUUUCCCUCGCUUUCACAACUGCAGAGUCUGCAGCUGUUGUAACCGCUGUGACCGGCCUGCAAGAGCACAUGUCACCCCUCAGAGAUCGUCCCUCAGUUUUUUACUCUUCUCCACUCACACAAAGAAGUAAGUGAAACAGCAGAAAUGUCUGAAAUAUAUAGUCCUCCCCUUGUGUUUUUUUCUUUUAUUACAGUAAUGCCUGAUUUUCUGUCCCUGUCUUUGUUGCUCUCUGUAUUAUCCCCUCUUUCUUUUCAGCGCCUGUGUCUAAACUGCCCAAAAAACAAGUUCAGUGUCCUGCACCAACAGAGCGCAUCACCCAUGAGCCACUAAACCUGUCAAAUCGAGAGAGGCCAAGGAGCCCAAUACACAAGGCCAAUGGCCGUAUCCCAGGUAGUGUUAGUUGAUAAGUAUAUGUUGUACAGCAGCAUUAUUUCAGAUAAUAUCUAGAAGCAACUGCAUUUUUUCCUGGAGAGUGUGCACAGAUUUUUGAAAAUUCAUACUCAUAAGAUGUAAAAUGAAAAUCUGACCACAAGGGGGCACAAGAACUUUGGAAAACUCUGAGCAUCUUAAGCUCUUUUGAUAUAUUCAGUUCAUUAUAAUCACUUCUCAGUCCAACUGUAGCCAAGAAAAAAUAUGCUUUUUACUUGUUGUAACAUUGAUUGUCAGACACUGACUUACUCCUGUUGUUUUGCCAGUGGGACUGAGCAUAAAGUAUUAUAUACAUAUAUAUAUAUAUAUAUAUAUAUAUAUACAGUAUAUGUGUGUGUGUGUGUGUGUGUGUGUGUGUGUGUGUGUGUGUGUGUGUGUGUGUGUGUGUGUGUGUGUGUGUGUGUGUGUGUGAUGUGAAAUAAUCUCUAAUCACAUGCUUAGUUGUAUAUUUUUUAGGAACAAGGCAUUGACUGUGUAAAAAAAAAAAAAAAGUCAUUCUACUGCAUUAUGGAUAAUUUGAAAUUAGGCAACAUGUUCUUCUGCUUUUUUGCCAGAGUGCAGACUGCUGUGGAACUACGUGUACCAGCUGCUGUGCGAUGUCCGCUACCAAGAAUACAUCAGAUGGGAAGACAAGGACAGCCUGGUGUUCAGGGUGGUUGACCCAAACGGGCUUGCACGUCUCUGGGGAAACCACAAGGUGACAGAAGAAAAAUGAACACAAACAAGAGACAUAACACUACAAAUUUAAACAUUGAGAGCAGAUUAAUAACCUCAUCAUAACGUUAUUUUGAUCCUCCUAUUUUACAGAACAGAGACAAUAUGACAUAUGAGAAAAUGUCACGUGCUUUACGUCACUACUACAAGCUGAACAUCAUCAAAAAGGAGCGAGGACAAAAACUCCUCUUCAGGUUUCUUUCCAUUUCUGUCAAAUUUUCUCAGUCUCCUCCUGCCUUUGUUCACUGCACGCAUUUAGAGUUGCAACUCUUUUUUUCAGGUUUCUGAAACUGCCGCUGGACACAAAGAAUCCACAGGCCAGCCCUGCCGAGUUCCAGGAAAGCUCUCCACCGCAAGAUGGGGAAUUCUGGGACAGUAAUUCUGUACAGGAGUUCAGUGACCAUUCAGACCGUUUUGAAGUGUCUCCUGAUCGCACUUCUCCACAGCCUCCUCCGUAAAAAAACUGCAUUAGGUAUUGUAAAAAGAACAAAACAUUGGGAAAUAUGAUAAAAGAAGUAAAACAGUUUGAGCAGAUAACAAUCCAUUGAAAGUACAGGUACGACAAAGCAUACUGAGAGGUGUAUGUUAAGGGAUUUUUGCACUCUGAAUUUGCAUUUCAGCUAACCUUGUAUUAGUGUAUGUGUGUAUUUAUAAAACUAGAACAAACACUAAUAUAAACUCUUGACAGAAUUGCAUUAACCUUCAGUUACCAAAUAAUCAACAUUACUUUAAUUUCUCAGGUUCAAUCAACAUAAUUGAAAUACAGAUGCACUCUUUGUUUAUGUACAGAGAAAUUUAACAGGUCUUAUAGGGGUAAAUGUUUCAUUUAGUGUUGUUAUUAAGAAAAGGUAUUGUGGACUUAAUGCCAGUUGUAUAGUUAAUAUGACAAACUAUUUGCCUUAAUAACUAAGUUGAAGUUUUUUGUUAAGUUUCAAAGUUGAUGAAGAAAUUAGGUUGAUUUUUUCUGCUUUGUAAACAUUGCGUAUGGCAUUUAUAGCCAGUUUUAUGUUUAUUUGAAAAUAAGGUUAAGGCUUAUCAUUAUUUCAUUGCACAUGUUCAACUUUGUAACCUAAUUUGAUAAUGAUACGAUGUACAUUUAAAAUUAUUCAAAAUAAACCAGAAACCCUCUCACA
Molecule: messenger RNA, 4546 nt
Organism: Xyrichtys novacula (pearly razorfish)
Lineage: Eukaryota; Metazoa; Chordata; Actinopteri; Labriformes; Labridae
Source: the annotation of a GenBank genome assembly